Messenger RNA from Camellia sinensis, 486 nucleotides. Lineage: Eukaryota; Viridiplantae; Streptophyta; Magnoliopsida; Ericales; Theaceae. The record is from RefSeq and is a predicted model, not a curated record.
AUAUUGUCGCACAUACGAGAGAAUUAUGCCUCGGAGAGCGGUGUAUAAAGAUGGUGCUGGGCCAUCACAGUCAACACCCCAGUCAUCGACUAUUGAUCAGAUCACGCAGAAGGUUCGUGCAGAGCUAAGGGAUAAGUUGAGGGAGGAGCUACGAGCAGAGUUCUCUACACAUUUACAGCAGAUGAGAGCUGAGAUGAUGGUCUUAGUGUCACAGGGGGCGAGUGUGGAUCCUAACAGACAGGUUCCUGAUGCAUCGAGUGGCCACCGGGCAUUUAGGGAAUCUGCAGAAGACGAGAAUCCAUAUACACCACCACCAGAAGAUCAGAUAUUUCCUGAGUAGCAGUUUGCUUCGUGUGGAAUGUGGGCGUGUAAAGAUUAUGACCAACUUCUGUUUUUGUAACUCACGAAAGAAUCAAGACGAAAACUUUUGGUUUUGAUUUUGAUUUAUGUUAUUUAAAUUUGUGACCAACAUUAUGUAUGUAUUAU